AUGCCAUCGGUGCCACCAUUCUCAAGGUCCGAGAACGUCAGCGAUUAUGCGACUCAGUGUAAACCUGUGAUUUGGACCGAGCAUGACCUCAGAGCAUCUGAUGGCACGGCCCUCAAACUUUUAGAAGGACACACCAGCAGAGCGACCAAUUUCAAGUUCAUGGAACACAUCAUCAUCGUAUACUUUCAAGGAAAUGCGUCUUCACUACCCCCGCGGCUACCAUAUCUUUCAAGCAUCUUGAAAUCAGCCAUGAACAAGGGAUCCAAGGGCCAAAAAUACACCAUUGCGGCUUUGUCCUAUCGUGGGUUCUGGAAAUCAAAGGGUCGUCCAUCCCAGGCCGGGAUCGAGCUUGACGCUGAAGCGGCGUUGAGGUGGGUUCUGGCGCAAUAUGACCGUGAUAGAACUAAGAUUGUGGUCUGGGGACAAUCGAUUGGCGCUGGUGUCGCAACGAUUGGCCUUGCUAAUUUGUCGAGAGAUGGGAGCGCCGGUUUAUCUCGAAUCUCGGGAGUUAUCCUCGAAACUCCUUUCGUCGACCUCAGAGCGAUGCUGGUAGCGCUUUAUCCACAAAAGUUUCUUCCCUAUCGAUACCUGACCCCUUUCUUGCGCUCGACAUGGGACAGCAAAACGGCGCUUCACCGGAUUGGGAAAACAAAGCCAACCCUCAGGAUAUUGAUCUUGGAGGCCGGGGACGAUGAAAUCGUCCCUUCAGGUCAAGCAGCGAUUUUAGAAGAAGCCUGUAAGAAGGAACUCAUGAUGGUGGAUCGAAAAGUUGUCCCGGGAGCACUGCACACCGAGGUCAUGAUCAAAGGUCAAGGCCGGAGCCAUAUCGUGCAGUUUCUGCAAUCUUUCUAG
Messenger RNA from Rhinocladiella mackenziei CBS 650.93, 852 nucleotides. RefSeq lists its product as uncharacterized. NCBI's taxonomy places the organism in Eukaryota, Fungi, Ascomycota, Eurotiomycetes, Chaetothyriales, Herpotrichiellaceae. Gene Ontology annotation, cellular component: membrane. Gene Ontology annotation, molecular function: palmitoyl-(protein) hydrolase activity. The transcript is spliced from 2 exons. Bases 1 to 852 code for a protein of 283 amino acids. The record is from RefSeq and is a predicted model, not a curated record.